AUGGUGCUGGAAGUGGUAGUGGGCAGCAGCAUAUACGCCACGCCGGGCGUCCUGCUCCUCGACUCCGGAGGGAUCAUGGUGCUGGGAGUGGUGGUGGGCAGCGGCAUAUUCGCCAUGCCAGGCGUCCUGCUCAUGCACUCUACAUAUAUCAUCAUGGUGCUGGGAGUGGUGGUGGGCAGCGGCAUAUUCGCCACGCCAGGCGUCGUGCUCGUCGACUCGGGAGGCGCGCCGAUCUCCGCGCUCAUCGUGUGGCUCUGCGCGGGGAUCGUCGCCUACUCGUGCUGCGAGGUCUGUUAUUGCUAUGCCUCGCCAUACUGGCAGCUACUGCUCGUCGACUCGGGAGGCGCGCGCAUCUCCGCGCUCAUUGUGUGGCUCUGUGCCGGUAUCGUUGCCUACUCCUGCUGCGAGGUGUACGCUGAGCUGGGCAGCUCCAUACCGCACGCGGGCGGCGACGGCGAGUACAUCCAGCUGGCGUUCGGAGAUCUGCUCUCGUUUGUCUUCAUGUGGAUGUUCUUCUUCGUCUCUACUGGCGGCGGCAUCGCCAUCCUUAUAGUCACAUUCGCCCGAUACGCCAUCGCUCUGCUCCCAGGCAUGGAGGGUGCGAGCGAGGAGCAGAUGGAGCUGGGCGUGCGAAUCAUUGGUUGCUCCUUCACGCUCCUUCUCACGGCCAUCAACUGUGCCGGAGUGAAGGCUGGAGCGUUGGUGCAGAAUAUCCUAACAGUCACCAAGGCACUGCUAAUAGCAGCAGUUGUAGCCUGCGCGCCCAUCUUCAUCUCCCUCCACGGCACGGCUGUAGCCGCUACAAACUUCUCCCAGCCGCUCCCACCCCUCUCUGGCUACAACUGGAGCCGGGCCGGGGCCGGCCUGGUGGCUGCCGUCUGGGCUUUUGACGGCUGGAACUGCCUGGGCUAUCUAUCAGAAGAGCUCAAGAAUCCGAAAAGGGACCUGCCCCGCUCGCUCUCCUUUGGGAUGCUCACUGCUGUUGGAAUCUGCCUCGCAGUCAACUCCACGUACUUCUGCAUUCUUCCCCUGGCAGCUGUAGGCAAGUCGGAAGUGGUGGCAGUGGAAGCAGUAGAGGCUGUUUUUGGACCUCCCUCGGGCCGAUUCAUUGCCUUUCUCGUGGCCCUAAACGUGCUCGGCGCUGCCAACGCCACGCUACUGUGCCAUGCUCGCUUCUUUCUGAUUGACUAUUUCGCCAUCGCAGCGUGGAUGUUCAACGGUCUCAUGGGCUUGAUCGACUAUUUCGGCAUCGCUGCAUGGAUGUUCUAUGGUCUCGUGGGGGCAUCGCUAAUCAAGCUGCGCUGGGACCUGCCCGACCUGCCCCGACCGUACAAGGCCAGCCUCUACCCCCUUCCGGGCAUCAUUGUGGUCGUUGUAUCCACGUACCUUGUCAUCUCAUCUCUCGUCACGCAGCUCGUCCCGUCGCUCCUCUCACUUGCCUUUGUUUUCACGGCGCUGCCUGUUUACUUCGCCAUCCGUUGCAUGAAAUCUGCGCCCUGUUGUGCUGCCUCGUGCACCAAACCCCCCGUAACGAUUAACAUAUUGCCUGAGGGUGAUCUUAGGAGACCCCUGUUAUCAUAA
Molecule: messenger RNA, 1581 nt
Organism: Closterium sp. Yama58-4
Lineage: Eukaryota; Viridiplantae; Streptophyta; Zygnematophyceae; Desmidiales; Closteriaceae
Source: the annotation of a GenBank genome assembly